AUGCUAACCUUUUUUACAGAUGCAGUAAUGACUGAUGCUGAUAAGGGAUUAGAGGAAUCAAUGGCUUUGGCUUAACAACUGGAUGCCGAGUAAAAUGAGGCAAAUGCAUAGGUCUAGAUGCUUGAAAAUCAAAUUGAAAAUGAAGGAAUAUAAGCUCAGGGUGGUUCAAUAAGCUCAUAUGUAAAUCAAAGUUAUGUCAAUCAAUUACUUGAACUUGGAUUUACAAAGGAUGUAGCUGAAAAAGCAUUAUUCUUGAAUUUAUCGACUCCAGGAGAACCUAUUGCUAAUGCUCUUGAUUGGAUAUCAGCUCAUUCUGAUGAUUCAGAUUUCCAUGAAGCAUUACAAGUAGUUGGACAAAGCGAGGCUACAAGUGGCCCAAAAAGUACAUUGACAAAGGAGGAAAAACUAAAGAAAGCUAAAGAACUUCAAGAAUCAAUAAGAAAGAAAAGAGCUGAAGAGGAAAAGAGACUGAAUGAGGAGAGAGAAAAACAAAGAGUUCAUGGAGCUAAGGCAAUGUCAGAAGUGAAGAGAAAAAUGGAAGAGGAGUAAAAGAAGAUAGCACUUGAUGUCUAAAAAAGAGAGAAGCAAGAAUUCUUAGCAGCUAAGUAAAGGAUGUUAGAAUAACUAGAGAGGGAUAAAUAGGAAAGAUUUGGUAAAAAGGCAGGCGAUUCUAGCUCUGGAACCACAUCCUAAUAAUAACCAUAAAAACAAGUUCUAGAGGGAAUUGAACUAGUUAAGCAUGGAAUAAAAUUGGUAAAGACCUUAUACACUGAAGAUAGAUAGCCUGGAGUUGCUAAAACGUGCUUCAAGACACUAACUGUAUAUUUGAACAAUGCUAUUAAUAAUCCAACUGAGGACAAGUUCAAAAGAAUUAAUCAGGCUAAUGAAGCCUUUUAAAAGAGAGUAGGCAAGAUUAAUGGUGGAAUGUCUAUUCUCAAGGGAGUAGGAUUUAUUGAAUAAGAUGAUGGCAGUCUAUUUUUAGAAAAAUAUGAUGUUGAGAUCAUGAGAGAAGCAGUUAGAUGUUUAGAAAAUAAUUUAUGA
This is a messenger RNA of Stylonychia lemnae, 1041 nucleotides long. The record is from the annotation of a GenBank genome assembly. Lineage: Eukaryota; Ciliophora; Spirotrichea; Sporadotrichida; Oxytrichidae.